Messenger RNA from Zophobas morio, 1490 nucleotides. RefSeq names its product serine/threonine-protein phosphatase 2A regulatory subunit B'' subunit gamma-like. NCBI's taxonomy places the organism in Eukaryota, Metazoa, Arthropoda, Insecta, Coleoptera, Tenebrionidae. Bases 112 to 1425 code for a protein of 437 amino acids. Gene Ontology annotation, cellular component: centrosome; spindle. The record is from RefSeq and is a predicted model, not a curated record. The transcript has 2 exons. Gene Ontology annotation, biological process: cortical cytoskeleton organization; regulation of dephosphorylation; positive regulation of B cell differentiation.
UUGAAAAUGUUGACAUUUGUUGAGGUUGACGUUUGACGUCGAAGUUCAUGGUUAGUUUACCGUUUAUAUUUUUAUUUAUUCUAAUAAGUGUAGCAACAAAGCGGUAACACGAUGGAUUUGAGAACUCUACUCAGACACAAGGUGGAAAAAAGUUCGGACUUGAAGAAAACCCCCGACGAACUACGAAAACUAGAAGACGAACAUUUCCAAAACCACAUGAAACACCUCACCAAGAAACCCCCCGACGAAAACAAAGGGAUCCCCCGUUUCUACAACAAACUCCCGAAAGAAGACGAGCCCCUUCGCCAAAAACUGCGGGAAGAAAGCCGCUCCAAUUUGCUCAAACGCAGAAGCCAGAAUCUUUUGGAUAACAACGAAUUGAGAGAGCUGUGGAUGAUCCUAGACCAGAACCAGAGCUACCCUGAUGAACAACUAAUCACUUACGCUGACUACCAAAAAGUCUGUUCUUUAGUAAGCCCCAAGGUGAAGCCCUAUUUCACGUCCAUAGUCUUCGCGAAGCUCCAACAAGGCGACUCCCAGGGAAGAGUAUCCAUAAUGUCGCUCUUCAACUACGUGAUGAGAAAAGUGUGGCUGCAGCAAACCCGCAUCGGUUUAUCGCUGUAUGAUAGCACAGGACAAGGUUAUUUAACAGAAAUCGACUUAGAGAACUACAUCACCGAAUUAUUACCAACGCUACCACAGCUCGAGGGUCUCGAGAAAUCCUUCUAUAGCUUCUACGUGUGUACCGCAGUCCGCAAAUUUUUGUUUUUCUUAGACGGAGUCCGCGCAGGCCGAGUCCGAAUCCUGGACAUCCUCGCCUGUUCAUUCCUCGACGAUUUACUGGAACUACGAGACGAGGAAUUAAGUAAAGAGCUACAAGAGCAAAAUUGGUUCAGCGCCCCCUCAGCUUUGCGAAUUUACGGCCACUACUUGAAUUUAGACAGAGACCACAACGGCAUGUUGAAUAAAACCGAGUUGGCGGGGUAUGGCUCUGGGACUCUCACCCAACCCUUCCUGGACCGCGUUUUCCAGACACUUUUGACCUACUCGGGCGAAAUGGACUACAAAACGUAUCUAGAUUUAGUCCUGGCUUUGGAAAAUCGGGCCGAACCGCAAGCUCUGGCGUUUUUGUUUCGCAUUCUAGAUAUUAAUAAUCAAGGGUAUCUGGACGCUUUCACUUUGAACUAUUUUUUCCGGGCUAUUCAAGACCAGAUGAGGGCUCAUGGGGCCGAAGCGGUGUCUUUCGAGGAUGUUAAAGACGAGCUAUUCGACAUGGUGAGGCCGAAAAACCCGGAAAGGAUCACGCUAAACGACUUGGUUGCGUGUGGGCAGGGGGACACUUUCGUCAGUAUUUUGAUCGAGUUCCACAGGUUCUGGGCGUACGAAAACAGGGAGGCGGUGACUGCUGAGCCCUCACAAGACUAACUACUGUUGUCUCUAAAUUAGUUUUGUAAAUACGUACUCAAUAAUAAAAUAAAAUUUCAAAAUAA